GUGGAGCUCUGUGUUCGGGUUGAUUGGACCACCGACGAUGGUCAUCAAGAAACUCCCAAAACUCCGAUCCCGACCUCACCCACCUCCGUCGCCGCCGGCCGAACUCGCCGCCCUCUCCCCUCCGGUGGACCCCUCCUCCGUAACUCCGCCACCCACCCUUUCCCUCUCCACCGCCAGCCAAACCCAACUCUCCCAGUUCCUCGCCGCCCAUCUCAAGCCCCCCUUCACCCCCCAAGCCCUCCUAGCCUUCCUUAAAACCCGCCUCCACCACCACCCCAAGUUCGCCGCUUUUGACUUCCAAAUCUUCCACUACGCCGCCUCUCUCGACUCCUUCCGCCACGACCACUCCACCUUCGAGUGGAUGGUCCGCACCCUCGCCGUCACCCAUCGCUUCGACGCCCUCCGCUUCGUCCUCGAUUUUAUAGCCUCCAACCCCUGCCCUUGCUCCGACGGCAUUUUCUCAUGCUCCAGAACCGAACCCAUUUUCCGUUUCGCCAUCAAUUCGUAUUGUCGAGUCGGUAGAUUUGACGAGGCUUUGGCUGCGUUUGAUUGUAUGAAGAAAACAAUUGAUGGGUUGCCCAAUGUGGCCGUCUACAAUACAGUGAUUCAUGGCUUUAUUAAGUACAGAGAAGUUGAGAAAGCUUUAGGGUUUUAUGAUAGGAUGAUUAAGGAUCGGGUAAAGCCAGAUGUUUUUACGUUUAACAUCUUGAUUAGUGGUUACUGUCGGAAUUCGCAAUUCGGGUUGGCUCUCGACGUGUUUAAGGAGAUGAGAAUUAAGGGCUGUACUCCAAACGUAGUCAGCUUUAAUACUUUGAUUAAGGGGUUUUUCAGGGAGAGGAAGUUCGAGGAAGGAAUUGGGAUGGCAUAUGAGAUGAUUGAGUUGGGGUGUGAGUUUUCUACUGUCACUUGUGAGAUUUUAAUUCAUGGGCUUUGUGAAGAGGGCCGGGUCUUGGAUGCGUGCAAUCUCUUGGUUGAUUUCUUGGGGAAGGGAGUCUUGCCUCGCGAAUUCGAUUGUUACAGUCUAAUUGAGGGGCUGUGCAAGGAAGGCGAGGUGGGAAGAGCGGUAGAGGUAAUGGGUGAACUAUGGACAAAAGAGAAUGCUCCUAGUUUGAUUGCGUGUACGACUUUGAUUGAAGGCUGUAGGAGAUUGGGCAAAACCAUAGAAGCGGUUGCGCUGACGGAAAAGAUGUUGAACGAGGGUAUUCUUCCUGAUAGUGUGACGUAUAAUUGUCUACUUCGGGAUAUGUGUAAUGCAGGAAAAUCAGUCGAAGCAAAUACGUUGAGGCUGUUGGCUUCUAGAAAGGGUUUGCAUCCCGAUGGUAUGACAUAUAACAUUUUGGUAUCUGGAUACACAAGGGAAGGUAGAAGGAAGGAGGGGCAACUUCUGGUGGAUGAGAUGUUGGACAAGGGAUUUAUACCGAAUAUUGCGACCUACAAUAGGUUGAUGGAUGGGCUUUUCAAUGGAAAAAAUUAUUUUUGAUGAGAACAAACUGUAAUUCGUGGGAAAAUACUUGAUGUUUCAAUUCUGAUAGUGGUGUAUAUGCCAUAAGAUGUUUGAUGUGUAACUUCAUGUGCUGGUUUGAGGCAAGCAAACUGAGAGUGAUGAAAUCCGCGCAUCCUGCUGCAGUAAGGAUGGAAAAAAGUUUAGCUGGCAUCAAGGUUCAGUGUAUACUUAUGUGGACUUGUGCUUGAACAUGAUGCAAUCUAGAAAGGAGCCGACUAUGGUGCUUCCAAAUGCAGCUAGAUUCCACUAUGAUUUAGCAGUAUUUUGUAAUUUAGGGGGACUUUUCAGUAUCUGGGAAAUGCUGCCCAAGCCACUAGGUAUAUGUCUUCAACAUUGCAUUUCUGAUUGUUCAUUGAAUUCUCCAGAAAAAAAUAGUACAUGUAUACUCUUAUAACAAUAUAUCAUUGUGUUUACUUUUAUAUGUCUCGGGAUCAGAACUCAAAACGAAUAAUUGUAGUUAUUGUAUCAUAAACGAUAGAUACCAGGGACAAGCUCAGCCUUUUUAGGUUAAUAUCAUAGUUGUUUCUUUAAGCAUUCUAUGUUCAAUUCUUGGAGUUAAAAGAGUUCAUUGAAAGUUUGAAAGUGUAUGCUUCAGGAAAAAGAUAUGGAAUUUGUGAUUCGAGUGCUACUGCUUCACGACUUUCAACUUGUAAUAUUUUCCACUGGUUCUUGGAGGUGGCCUUUAAGCUCACAAGAACCAGGGAUCUAACUAACAUGAUCUGAAAGCCCAUCUUCUUGUAGUUGCCUGCCUAUAUUGAUUUAGAAAGGUUUAUGGAAUGAAAUUGAGAAAAUUUUCUUUCUUUUCUUUUGCCUUUUCUCUCAUUCUCUGUUUAGACUUUAGAUAGUUUACUAACCAAAGAACUUUACAAUUAUCUACCCUCAGGCCCUUUAGAAAACUCUCUGCCAUCUUACUUAUUCUUAUUUAGUUUCGAGUAAGUCAAAAUGUUUCCAAGUGUGUUCUUUCAAUUUUGCUUUCUUGUUAAACCCAUGGAUUGCUUCUAGUUUAUAAGACCAGUAAGCCACAGUGCGAUUGGGACAUGGACAUUUGUGGAUUCAAACUGUUGCUGUUUAGUUCCAGAAGCAGCAGCAGGACCCCCUUUCUGUUGUUUCUGCAGUGGACAUGGACGCAACUUGAUUUAUUUGAAAGCAACAAAUGUGUUCCAAACUGCAUGGCUUAUUAAUCCUUCACGUAAUUUGGGGAGUUUUUUUUUGUUCCCAAUAAAAUAUUUUAUUGCCCUCUUUGUUUAUGGCGCAUGAAAGGCCAGCUUUCUGACACUGGAACAUCUUAUUUGACUAAAUAGAGCUGAUUAUCCAUCUUUCUACCAAGUAAAAAGAGAAUCAGUGUAUGAAACUUCCUGUUUUGUAAGAGUGAAGAGCCAUUUUUGUAUACAAUCUUAGGGUUGUUCUCUUCGUGUUUUAGUUUUCAGUUUUGAAUUCAUUUUUAGUUUUGUAUUUUGAGUGUCUGUUUUGAAAUUGCUGAAAACGCGCUCUUUUUGUCAUUUUGAAAAACCGUCUCAAAACAGAAAACUAGAAAUGUGUUUACUUUGGAAUUUUAAGAAAAAAUUAUUUUAUGAUAUUUUAUUCAAUAAAUUUGAUUAUUCAAUAAAUUAGAAUAUUUUAAUUCCAAAAUUGAAACCCUAAAUUAGAAAUCCCAAAUCUGAAACCCUAUUUUGGGUCGUCACAUAUCCAAAUUAAACCAUCAAAUUAGAAACAAAAAUAAAAAAUCAGACCUAAUUUGAGAAGUACAAAGGCUUAGAUGUAACAUUCCGCAUCAAGCGAUAGGAAGGACCGGAACAACUUACCCUGAUGGGUUUACAUGAACUUCCCAGGGAGUUAUCCAUCCUUGAGCUUCCCCAGUUCAAGCACGCUUAACCUAUGAGUUCUUUGCCUACAUUUAGCCCAAAAGGUAUCUAGCUGGUGUUGUUUCAUUUCUUACUUAUCAUCGAUAUAUACUACCAUUCUCUAGACUCUUGGAGUAUUACAUUCUCUCCCCUUGAGCACAUGACGUUCUCGUCAUACAACUGGUCUCAGAUCUUCUCCCAUUUGAGGGCUGUCAUCUUAGAAGCUUACCAGAAGCUGCUCCUUGAACAGACCCUUGAGCCCCGACGCCACUCCCCGCCUUCAUCAGACCGCAUUCACCAAGGGUCGGCUCUGAUACCAACUGUAACAUCUCGUAUCGAGUGAUAGGAAUGACUGGAACAACUUACCCUGAUGGGCCUACGUGAACUUCCUAGGGGGUCACCCUUAUUGAGCUUCCCCAGCUCAAGCACGUUUAACCCGGGAGUUCUUUAUCUACAUUCAGCCCAAAAGGUAAACAGCUGGUGUUGUUUCAUUCCUUACUUAUUUUC
Molecule: messenger RNA, 3852 nt
Organism: Diospyros lotus (date-plum)
Lineage: Eukaryota; Viridiplantae; Streptophyta; Magnoliopsida; Ericales; Ebenaceae
Product: pentatricopeptide repeat-containing protein At2g36240
Exons: 2
Coding region: 38-1480 (480 amino acids)
Molecular function (GO): protein binding
Source: RefSeq, a predicted model, not a curated record